AUGGUUGCAAUUGAGGAGACUUUGCGCGCAACAGCUGCUCCUCACGGCAUCCCUGUGGCGGCGGGGAUCAUGGCUACCUCCGCCAAGAGACAGGUCUUGGGGUCCACAUCGUGCGCGUUUAGCAGCAGACACUGGGCUGUCGGGGCCAAGGCCAAGGGAACCCCUGUCAAAAAGUCAAGCCAACAAACACGAAGACCUUGUGCGGGUUCGUGCGUGGAUUCGGAUUUCAUAUUGCCUGCUGUUUCCCCCCCUCACAUGUGCAAACACGUGGUAGUCACCGUAGAUAAUCCCAGCAUUGAUCAAUGGAUCAUGUUCAGCUGCUAGGUAUACGUCACUGGCAAUGUGACAAGGUCCAUUGGCAGCUGAAGUGGAAUUCUCUGACCGCCCUCACUCCAAUACGGGGAGUAUACUAUCUUUGGCAUCAUCGUGCCUGGAAAACGGCCAUGCGCUGCUGGCGUUCCGGGAAAGCUAGUCUAGUCUAGCCUAGCCUUGCGGUAAAAGAAAGCUGCCAAUCGGAUGGAAACCUAUAUUGUCUAGAUAAAGAUUCCACCUCGAGGGUGGGAAACAGCCAGACUAGCCAGU
This is a messenger RNA of Pyricularia oryzae 70-15, 582 nucleotides long. RefSeq lists its product as uncharacterized. Lineage: Eukaryota; Fungi; Ascomycota; Sordariomycetes; Magnaporthales; Pyriculariaceae. The record is from RefSeq and is a predicted model, not a curated record. The coding region runs from base 1 to 324 and encodes 107 amino acids. The transcript has 2 exons.